AUGACUGAAAGUAUUGAAGAUUCAUCAUCAAGUUGUGAUGAAACAUUAAUUGAUGAAGAAGAUCUAAAUAAAUUUACAUCAACAUUAGAUCAAUUUACACCUGCUAUACCUGAAAUAGUACCGGCGGCAACAACUGAAGCAACAAUUACAAUUACUGAUCAAUCGACAAAUGCAGCUAGUGGUAGAAAAUCAAUAGCAUCAACAAAUCAAACGUUAACACUUAAUGAUUUAACACAUGUUCUUAAAGAAUAUGAAAUUAAUGUUAAAAAAACAUUUUAUUAUACAUAA
Rotaria sordida is the source of this 288-nucleotide messenger RNA. Lineage: Eukaryota; Metazoa; Rotifera; Eurotatoria; Philodinida; Philodinidae. The record is from the annotation of a GenBank genome assembly.